Messenger RNA from Odobenus rosmarus divergens (Pacific walrus), 210 nucleotides. RefSeq names its product lectin, galactoside-binding, soluble, 7B. Gene Ontology annotation, molecular function: carbohydrate binding. Lineage: Eukaryota; Metazoa; Chordata; Mammalia; Carnivora; Odobenidae. The coding region runs from base 1 to 210 and encodes 69 amino acids. The record is from RefSeq and is a predicted model, not a curated record. The transcript has 3 exons.
AUGGCAGGGAGCUCUAAUGUGCCCCACAAGACCUCGCUGCCCGAGGGCAUCCGAGUCGGCACGGUGAUGAGGAUUCGUGGUGUCGUCCCGGACAAGGCGGUGGUCGGCGACUCGGAGUACCACCACUUCCGCUACCGGAUCCCGCCGGCGCGCGUGCGCCUCUUGGAGGUGGGCGGGGACCUGCAGCUGGAUUCCGUGAAGAUCUUCUGA